Molecule: messenger RNA, 5867 nt
Organism: Corythoichthys intestinalis (scribbled pipefish)
Lineage: Eukaryota; Metazoa; Chordata; Actinopteri; Syngnathiformes; Syngnathidae
Gene: csgalnact1a
Product: chondroitin sulfate N-acetylgalactosaminyltransferase 1a
Exons: 8
Coding region: 518-2191 (557 amino acids)
Cellular component (GO): Golgi cisterna membrane
Molecular function (GO): glucuronosyl-N-acetylgalactosaminyl-proteoglycan 4-beta-N-acetylgalactosaminyltransferase activity
Source: RefSeq, a predicted model, not a curated record
GCCGACUGCCGCUAGUGUCCGCCCAGCACCGGCGGAGAGGCGGCAAGACUGGACCCGAGCAACCCGAUGAGAACCAUCUCCACCCGGUCUGGAGUGGACCAAUCAACGCCGGGGCGAAAGCGUCAAGAGAGCACCCGAUGACUGCGGCGACUUUGUUAUCCCAGGGAUGAACAGACGUUCCCUGAAUCAUCUCCGUGGAGGAUUAAAUCAGUGCACAUGAGUCACCUAUGCGUGAUGGAUGAUGUAACAGUGUCUGGUUCUUCCAGUAGACCAUGGCACUAAGUGGAGCCACAGAGUAGGAAAAAAUGCUUUCUCACAAGCAUUUCAACCUCGUUUAUUGACUUUGCCAAGGACCGAAGCUGAUUUCAAGCAGUGGCGCCAUGAAGUGACCUCACACUGAUAAGUGGCACAGCCAUGGAACUUAAUCACAAAUGGACUCUUAUCAUUGUUUGUGAGGUCACGUGAUCUUUCCAAAGCUGUUUGAAUCUUUGAGGUGAUUUUGACGAGAGUCGCAGACAUGGUGCGGCGUAGGCUUUUGGGCUGGUUGGCCCGCGUGGGUGCCGUGCUGGUUUUACUAUGCUGCUCCUUGUUGUUCAUCUACUUGAUGACCUGCAGUCCCCUCCCCUUAGAGCCCCACGCUGGUGUCAAUCAGCUCAGCCUCGGUGAAAUGAGCCUUGGGGUGGAGGUAGGCAUGUCUGGAACUGGGCGAGCUCACCAAAGCGGGGUACCCCCAAUGAUUCACUCCUACCAGGCGCUGCUGCAAGAGCUUGAAGAGAAACACCGCCUGCACAUCUCCUCACUGAAGAAACAAAUUUCUCAGCUCAAAGAGGCGUUGCAGGAGCGUAGUCAGCAGCUGAAAGGUGUGCAAGACAGCCUAAAGAAAGCUACCGUUGGGGCAGACGUGCAUGGGUUACCGGCUGGCGACCUCGGAAAUGCCCCUGGAGCCAAAAGCCAGCAGGCGAACCUUCAGGACUUCCUGAGAAGCCAGAUCUCCAAAGCUGAGAUAACGGCCGGAGCCAGGAUACAUAGCGAAUAUGCGGUGGUACCCUUUGAGAGCUUCACUCUGCAGAAAGUCUACCAGCUGGAGAUGGGCCUGUCACGGAACCCUGUGAGGAUUGACAAACGGGAAGAGCUAGGCGAGGUGCUGGAGACUGCCCUGCGCAACCUCAACACACCGACAGGGCAACUGGACAGCAAGAGUAGCAAAGUCUACUCUCAGUCCGACUUUGUUGAAGGCAUCACGCGCACAGAGAAGGACAAAGGGACAGUGUAUGAGCUGACUUUCCGAGGGGAAUCCAGUCAGGAAUUUCGUCACCUGGUUUUCUUCCGGCCCUUCGGUCCACUCAUGAAAGUGAAGAGUGAGCGCGUGGACACGACAGAUGUGCUUAUCAAUAUUGUGCUGCCGCUGUCCCGACGCACAGACAACUUCAAGCAGUUCAUGCACAACUUCAGAGAGAUCUGUGUGCACCAGGACGGCCGCGUCUACCUCACAGUGGUCUAUUUUGGGAAGGAUCAACUGAGCGAGGUCCAACACAUUCUGGAGAGCACAUUCAGGGAAGUCAACUUCAAAAACUACACUCUCCUACAGUUGGAUGAGGAGUUUUCCAGAGGUAGGGGAUUGGAUAUCGGGGUUCGAGCGUGGAAGGGCGGCAACGUGCUGCUCUUCUUCUGCGACGUUGAUGUCUACUUAACCGCAGACUUCCUCACAACUUGCCGUCUCAACGCACAAUCUGGAAAAAAAGUAUUCUACCCAGUGUUAUUCAGCCAGUACAAUCCAAAAUUGAUCUACGGCGGUCCUGAGCACAUCCCGCCAGUGGAACAACAGCUGGUGAUAAAUAAGAAGACGGGCUUCUGGAGAGAUUUCGGAUUCGGCAUGACCUGCCAGUACCGCUCAGACUUUAUCAACAUAGGAGGUUUUGAUAUCAACAUCAAAGGCUGGGGCAGCGAGGAUGUGUACCUGUACCAAAAGUACCUUCACAGCAACCUCCUGGUGGUGCGGGCUCCGUCGCGCAACCUCUUCCACCUAUGGCACGAGAAGCAUUGUGCUGACAAUCUUGCACCCAAGCAGUACAGCAUGUGCAUGCGGUCCAAGAUCAUGAACGAGGCGUCGCACCAACAGCUUGGCUUGCUCUUCUUCCAAAAAGACAUUGAAGCACAUCUGCGCAAGCAGAACACGCAACAAAAACAAUAAAACCCUUAAAGACAUGAAGGCUAACAUAAUAAUGACAUUCUUUUCCCAAUGAGUGUUCAUUUGCUGGGAGUAAAAAAAAAAGGUGAAAACAUGCACCGCUGGUUAGGAGCAGCAUUGUUUUCGUCAACGAUGACUAUGACGGAAAUAUUUCGUCGACGAACCAUUUUUUCAUCUCGAUGACGAGACAAUAACGAGCAAACCACCCCCCACCAACUCACCAGAGUCCUCUCCAGUCUCCAAGCUUGUUUUGAAAACGUUAGCAUAGCAUUCACACUUCCAUUAGCAUUAAGCUAAUGCUUACGGCGAGCAGCCUCUUACACUCUCGGACAACUUUUUUUUAUAGACUGUUCAUGGCCUCCAGGUGGGUAUAAUUAAUUGAAAAUAAUGAACUGUUUUCUUUCUGAGUGUGUAUUAUCAAUAAGUUGGCGCUGUCCUUGUAGACGCUAUAAUAUGUGUGAAAUAGUUGGAAACCCUUAUUUAUUUAUUUUUGGAGUAAAAUUUGUUUAAUUUUACAGAUGAAAACAUUUUGAGUCAACAUCGACUAAAACUACAUAAAAUUAGUCUGAGUUUUCGUCAACAAAAACUAGACAAAGACAAACACAUUUCGAAAUGACCAGAAUAUGACUAAGACUAAUCAGUAUUAUCGUCCUAUAGACUAAGACGAAAAGUAAAAGGGCUGCCAAAAACAACACUGGUGAGUAGGAAACAAAUGAAGGACUGCUUUGAACUGACCUUUCAUUAUUUUAUAGAUGACAUUUAAUAUAUUUAAUUUCCUGUUGGUUGUUUGUUUAUAUGCAGUAUAUAACCAUAUAAUGACCAUAUGUCAUGUAUUUCACCCUUUUUGAAUAACCUUUAUAAGUUAAGGUUUUGAGCAGAACAUAUUCGGGAGACCCGGACCUGAAGGGGAAUUCAAGUAUUUUAAAGAGACAUUUUUAUUUACCUCUCAAUUUGAAGCAGUUCUCAUUUGUUUUAAUAAUCUGUUAUCAAGUAUGUGUUACUUAUCAGAAGCCAUUGUUGCUGAACUUUUCUCAAACUUUUAGGCUUUUGUUGAGACAGCUAAGGUGUUGCAUCUGAGGGGGAUGUGGGUUGGUUUGUGUGAAAGAGGUUUAGAGGUUACAGCAACUUACCCGCCCUUGUACCCCUGCAAACAAUAAUAAAGUCCAUUUCCUGUUACUUUUUAUUUAUUUCAUUUUUUUAAUGGGUUACUGAAAACACCUGAAUUAUUCUUUUAAUGGCCAUAAAUGUUCUUAAUUCCAAUUAAAGGAACACUAGGUAACUUUUCAACCUUUGUCAAAUAUUUUCAUAACAUUUGUGAUAAUAUGUCGACUGACAACUAGUUGAAUGCAGAGGUGGGUAGAGUAGCCAAAAUUUUUACUCAAGUAAGACAAGCGUUACUUCAAAAUAAUAUUACUCAAGUAAAAGUAAUCGUCCAAAAAAUUUACUCAAGUACAAGUAAAAAAGUAUUCAGUGAAAAGAAUACUCAAGUAAUGAGUAAAAUUGUGAGUAACUGGUUCUAUUUUUGUUGGAUUUAAAAAAAAAAAAAAUUACAUUUUUUUUUAAUCUGAGCAGUUAUCUAUAUGGAUUUAUUAUAAUGAUACUGUACAAUAACCCAUUACAUAACCACAUUAUGCCAAUGAAAUACAAAAAAAAUCAUGGAAUUCUGACGAGAGAAGAAAAAUUACAGAAAUGCAGCAUGAUUUGUCCAAAGAUCAUGACUGCCCUCUAGUGGAGAAGUUCCUUGUUGAAUAAUGAAGAGUUCUUUCAUUUUUACUAUUUUGAAAUUAAAAGGAUCAUAUCUCCGGUUUUCCGUGGUCAAUCAGUGCCAAAUAAAAAGGGCAGCGCUCUAAAUCAAAUACUUCAUUUUUUACAGUGCUUUAAAGACACAUGAUUGAACAGGCUGGCGUGAAGCUAGAACGGCAAGCUCGCGUCUGAUUGGUAUAAUGGAGUCAUGUGAUUAUUGUUGCGACGUCUCAUUGGUGAAAUCGGUAGUGCUACCCCAGUAAUGCAGCAGGCACGUCUCUACUCAUGGUAUCGCUGGCAAAAAAAAAAUCUAAUCCAAUAAAGAUGAAAAAUGUAACGACUCUUGUGUAGCCCAAAGUAGCGGAGUAAGAGUAGCGUUUUUUUCUUCACAAAUUACUCAAGUAAAAGUCAAAAGUAUAGCUUAAUAAAACUACUCUUAGAAGUACAUUUUUCUCAAAAGGUUACUCAAGUAAAAAUGUAACAGAGUACAUACAAGGCUUACUACCCAUCUCUGGUUCAAUGACACCUCUUUUAUAUCUUGACGGGGUCUGUAUCGCUUUCACCGGCACUAAUUAACUUUGAGGAAGGUGGCAGGAACCCUGCCACACAAAAAAACUACUAAUGUGCUGAAUGCUUUACAGCAUACGUCACUUCUCCCUUUCCCUAUUCAUUAUAAAGACGUAGGUCGAUGCGAACGCUUUCGCGCGAAUUCUGCAAAGAUGGCAGAGCAACAAAAGAGAGAAAAAGUUUUGUCUGAGGAGGAAAAAAGGCAGGCUACCAGGAUAUACGGACUAAACUUUGGCACGGCUUUCACUCACUGGCGUCACGCCAGUUGACGAGUUCGGAUAGGAUGGGGUGAUUAGCCACACGGUUGCUAACCAUCAUAUUCUAUUGUUUGGCCAAAACUGGAUUCAUUACCUUAUUACUAUUCAUCCUUCACACAGCCGCUGGAAAAAAGAUGUUGUUUCAUCCAUCUGCAGGCGACCAGGACAUUGAUUUUUGAUUGAUUGAUUGAUGAUUUAACGACACUGUAUGGGUGUGCGUCGGUCCUCAUGGGAAACACAGCGCUGGUCCUCAUUGGAAAUGCAGUCUUCCUUAAGGCAAAACAUUUUUUUUUUUUUUAGUAAAAAAUCAAGCGCAAUGUGACAAUCAGGCUCUGGUCCUGGUUCUGUUUCUAGCUGCGAACACGUCCGGAUGUCACCAGCAAAAUUUAAUACGUGGGAUAUUUGACAUGUUGUUUUACCCUUGUUCAUGCACUUGUACAUUAUUUUUACGGCAUAUAUCAUGGCGAAAACAAAGGACCCGCUCAUUAAGCUGCAAUCCCUGUGAAGCAAGGGCAGCACUUGACCAAAGAUGUGAACAAUUUUGAAGUGUUUGUAGUCAUGAAAAAAUUCAAGCUGUUUUUACAUCUAUCUCCUUGUGAACAACUUUAAUAUGUACAUAAAGAAUUUGCUCAAUUCAGUAGAUUUGGGAUUUUUGUUGUUGUUGUUGUUAUUACAUGUUUUUCCUGUCAAAUUAAAACUUUUUUUCUUUAAUUAUUUUUAUUUGCGUUAAAUUAAGACUUUUUCCAUUGUAAUAUACUGUAAAGACCUUUUUGGGGUAAUUAAUUCUCCGUGGAUUAUUUCAAUUUUUUGUUGUUGCAAUAAACAACCACCCACUGCUCUAGACUUCACACUUGUAAAAUUGUGACUUUUUUGCAAAGCAUUACAACUUUUUAAAAAUGGUCAUUUAAUUAAUUUUCCCUAAAAUGGCAGCUUUUUCUUAAUCAGUAAAAGAUUUAAAGAAGGCGAGGAAUUUUAGUUACAACUCUUUGUGAAACAGGCUUGAGUUUCCCCUCUUUUUCAGGUUCUGGUAACUUCCCCUUGUGUAAUUUCCCUUAUUACCUCCUUCGGGGGUUAGCAACACGCGGCUCUAUGGCGCCGCUCUAGGGGCUCCC